Molecule: messenger RNA, 412 nt
Organism: Paramecium primaurelia
Lineage: Eukaryota; Ciliophora; Oligohymenophorea; Peniculida; Parameciidae
Source: the annotation of a GenBank genome assembly
AUGAUGGGAGUUUUUUAAAAUUUGAAUGUGAUAUUAAUAGAAUUAACAAAGAAGAUUCUAUCAUAUCAGGUAAUAAGCAAUAGACUAUCUAGUUUCAGAUUAAAGAGAGUAAAUAAUGGAAGUAAUUAGAUAUUAUCGAAUAAUACAAGGUAUUAUUAUUAUAUUUGUUAUUAAUUUAAUUAUUGUCAUGCAGAAUUGAUAACUUAAUAGUAAUCAUCUCAUAAAAUAUUAUGAAAGAAUGGAAUACUAUUUAAAAAGUAACAGUAAAUAAUUAUGUGUUUAGCUUGUGUUGAUUCUAUAUCGAAAUAUAGAACUUAUAAAGCAAAAUACGAGAGUAAUAAUAGCAAAAUAAAAUCAAAAAAUAUGCAUAAAUUUGCAUACUUUAUACCGAUAAAUCAGUUGUGAUAUAUGA